Molecule: messenger RNA, 658 nt
Organism: Umbelopsis ramanniana AG
Lineage: Eukaryota; Fungi; Mucoromycota; Umbelopsidomycetes; Umbelopsidales; Umbelopsidaceae
Exons: 3
Coding region: 41-523 (160 amino acids)
Biological process (GO): ribosomal large subunit biogenesis
Cellular component (GO): nucleolus
Source: RefSeq, a predicted model, not a curated record
GAGCACUCAGUCUUUGUUGCAGAUCGAUACCCACUGAACCAUGCACAUUACUCGCUGCUACUUUUGCUCAGGACCCUGCUACCCAGGGCACGGUACCAUGUUUGUUCGAAACGACGCAAAGACUUUCCGUUUUUGCCGCUCAAAAUGCCACAAGAACUUCAAGAUGAAGCGUAACCCACGCAAGGUCAGAUGGACCAAGGCUUUCCGUAAGGCAGCUGGAAAGGAAAUGACCAUUGAUUCGACGUUCGAAUUCGAGAAGCGCCGUAAUGUACCUGUUCGAUAUGACCGAAAUCUCAUGGCCACAACUGUCAAGGCCAUGAAGCGAGUGCAAGAGAUCCGUGCCAAGCGCGAGCGUGCCUUCUUCAAGAAGAGAAUGGCUGGCAACAAGGACCAAGAAAAGGCAGAGAACAUCAAGAUUUUGCAACAAAACAUCGAGCUUGCUCCUGCUGCUUCUCAAAGAGUCAAGAACCAAAUCGCAAAGGUCGAAGAACAAAAAUUGGAUCGUAUGGAGAUGGACAACUAGAUUACAGUGUUCGCCUCUCUCGCCCUUUUUUUUUUUUAUAUUAGUUCCGUCGACUUAUCUCAACCGACAAUCCGCAGUUUCCUCUCUCCCUUUUUGCACAAUUGUAAUAUUCAUCAAUAAAACUCACAAAUCCGU